ACAGGGAGGGUCGUGUCAAACUUUCCUGUUUUCGGUGUUGGUAAAAUUAUCGUGUGUUAUACCAGUGUUUGGAACUCGAUGUGAAGUGAACUAAAGACCCUUAUUAAAAUAAAAACUUGUUUCAUUAAGUUUUUUUUUUAAAUUUUAAUGGGACGUGGCAUCUAAUGACUUGCAAUUAUUAAUGUUGAAGUGUUUAGGUUGAUGUCAAGAUUAUUUUCAGAUAUUUGAAGAUGGCGUAACUGCGAGCAGGAUGCAGACAGCAAUCCUUGUGUUGACGCUUACAUGUGUCAUUUCCUUCACGUGUACACAUGCUAAAAUAGGUUACUUUUGGCACAUAACAGACUUCCACUACGACCCGUUGUAUACUCCACAUGGCGACACUAGAAGACACUGCCGCCGAACGGAUGAGAGAGGAAGUUCAGGACACCACAGGGCGCUUGGUCGGUUUGGUGAUUAUUCCUGUGACAGCUCGUUAGAACUUAUACAGUCCGCCUUGAAGUAUAUGCGUACUAGGCAUUCAGAGAAUGUUGAGUUUGUUUUGUGGACUGGGGACAUUAUAGCUGCAAGAUACAAUGUAAAUGAAGAUGAAAGGUACCAGGCGAUCAGAAAUAUAACGGAGCUACUCCGAAUGACCUUUAGUUCUCACUUCGUUUUUCCGGUACUCGGUCACACGGAUCCCGCGCCUUCUGAAAGUCUUACAAAUUUGUGGAGUCAUUGGUUACCGAUGGAAGCUUUACAAACUUUAAGAAACGGUGGUUACUACACGAUAGAGCAAACACAAAGUAAAUUACGGAUCGUGGCUCUGAACACGAAUCUAUUCACCGUUCGUGAGGAGAAGAGCAUUCAUGCGAGACGCCAGUGGGAAUGGCUCGAUGCAGUCUUAGAAAAAGCAACAUCGAACAAAGAAAUGGUGUACAUCGUGGGACACGCCGCACCAGGCUCUGACUCGCGAUACAACGUGCUAUCUGUUGACGCAAAUGGAAAAUAUCUGAGAUUGGUACGACGGUACGCCAGGAUCAUAGCUGGACAGUUUUUUGGCCACUUACACGUCGAUACUUUCCGUGUUAUUUAUGAUAAAGAACAACCAGUGUCUUGGGCACUGUUGGCUCCAUCUUUAACACCACAUCGUGAUUUUGGAAGUUCAUCCAACCCUGGACUAAGACUGUACAAAUUUGACUCAGAUACGGGCAAGGUGUUAGACUACACGCAAUUCUACCUGGAUUUAGCAGCUGCAAAUAGGGCGGAUAAAGCCUCGGAAUGGGUGACCGAAUAUAAUCUGACGCAGUACUACGGACUACGAGAUGUCUCCGCUGAAUCGCUUCACAAUUUAGCAGAGAAAUUGCGAUUCAAUUCUCCUCAAGAAACAACUUUCUUUGCCAAAUACCUUCGAGCUCAUAAUGUAAAGUAUGAUGCAGCAGAUAACUGCGAUGGUGCUUGCGCCCAUCAGCAUUUCUGUGCGAUUACUUGCUUAGAGCACAUAUCGUACCGUCACUGUGUGGAAGCUGCAGCAAGUGCAUUAGCAGCAUCAGGAAAAUCUUCUCCGCUCGUCGCUUCGCUCAUUAACAUAGUGCUUACCAUUAUAACAAUCAUAAUUGUUGCUAAGUAAUUUCUAUAGCUACUGUUUUAUAGUCAUAGUAAUAAUAUGUUCAUUAUAUCAAGUAAAUAUUUUAUUCAUGGCAAAUAAUUUAUCAUUUUAGUUACUCUAAACAAAUAUUGAAAUACUAUAAGUAUUAAUACUAUUAGUAGAAAAUCUGUUGGUUCAAUUUCAUACAAAUUGAAACCGUAUGGUUAAAUGUAUUCGUAAGAAUGCUUGAUUGAUUUAUUUUACUGUAAGGUUUUUAUUUUAUUUAAAUGUUUUAACUGUUUUUAUAAUCAAAUUUAAAUUGUAUUGUACUGAUCUGUUCUAAAACUCUUUUAGUUAGAAUAGAUCUUAAACAUACUUAUAUAAAUAAUAUUUUGUUGUUUUGUAAAGACUAUGUAUUUAGCCUUUGUUUCUUAUUAGGCCUUGCUAUAAUAUGCAACGUUGGCUAGAAAUUUAAACUAACUGUAGUGAUUAUGGCCUGAAAGCUUUAUUUAUAAUAAAGAGUAUUAAUGUGCUCAAGGCAGCUUGUGAUAUAGAUAUUACAGACACGGUGAAAGAUGAAACCAUGAUGAACAACCAUUUCUUAUUUUAUUUACUGAAGCCUGUUACAAUAAGGGCGUACCUUCAAUACUUAGUACCGUAGUUGCUGCUAACCUUCGAGGAAAAAUAGAAAUGUAAUAGUGCAGUAAACCUUAAAAAGUAAAGAAUGUAUAAGAAUAGACUGUCUUUUUUAAUUAAUAUGUCGUAUUUAUCAUGUAACAAUUUUCUACAAUAGAGUAGUCCCUAUAACGCGGGAUGCUUAUAACAGGCUUAUAUAUAUUAUCUCAGUUUAAAUGUUCUAUAUCGGCAAUUCUCCAUAACGAGGAGAUCUGGACGCGGAAAUCUAUAAUUUUAUAAUGAUUUGUGCAGUCUAUGUAUAGCUUCGUGUACAUUUUCACACCUAAAUGAAAUAGUAAAACUAAGCAAACAAUUUGAAAUACUUGUUACGAAUUGUGAUUAAUUAUUAUCAUUAUUAUUAUAAUCACGAAUUACGAGGUCGUAAGAAAGCGUUAUACGGAAACUUAUUCCUAUAACGUAGAAGCACUCGUUAAUGGGUGCAUUACCUGUAUUUGAAUGCAAAAUUAAUAAUUCAAGAUUGAAAUGUCAUCGAAAUUUGAGACUAAUGUUGGCUGAACCCAAGCUGAACCCAUUCUUUCACGGUUAAGCCAGUGUGCACGAUCCUGUUCAAACUUAGUUCAACUGGUUGUACAAACAGUUCAACUUCGUUCACUUUGAUGUAUGCUGAAACCGACUUCGGAAGACGAAGUGAAAUGUUUGAUCAAACUUAAAAGUUAUAACAUACGCUCAAAUGCCCACACCACACUUCACGACUUCGCUACAGAAAUUGAAGUUGAGUUUGUUGACAGCGUUAUAACCAUGAUUUACUAUGAUUAAAUAGUCAAAGAACUUGCAGUUUUAUGAGCGAAUAGAAAUAAUACAUUAAUUUUAACAAAAAAUUUUUUAAGUUCUGAAAUUAUAAUAAUUCUCUAUUCUGCAGUAUUUGAAUAAUAUUUUUAAUUCGCUUCGCAUGAAAUUUUCAUGACCGAAAUGAUUGCAUGAAUUCAUGACACUAUGCCAGUAGUAUAUUGACGUACCAAUUUUUUUUUUUAAUUACUAUAAGAUUUCAAUCAGAAUUUUACGAAAUUCUUCAUUCAAAGAAAAAUUACUAUAUUAAUUUAUAUAACCAGCAUUAGAUCGAUUUAUAUAAUUUGAUUUAAUGUUUAUUUAUUAUAGUUGAAUUGCAAUCUUAAGACGAGAUCUUAAUUUUAUUUGGCGACCUUAGAUUUAGAAUUGGUCUCUGCUGCGCUCCAACUAGAUACCGCAGGCGUAGUCGCAAAGUGCGGCAACUAAUACUAAUCGAACAAUGUGUGACGUUGACGUGCCAUAUGUUCUGUUAAACUUUGCUAAUAAUUGUAACUUAUAGGCCUUGUAGUGCGUAGUAAAACUUUGUAAAAAUAAUACUAUAAGAAAUAAGAAAGACACUGGGAUCACAUAUCAUCAGUAAGAAUUUUGAAUUUUACUAAUGUCAAUGUAAAAUUACACGAAGCGUGUGUUACAAAAUUUGAAAUAUGUCAUUGAGUGUUAGGAUGCCACGCACACAAGCAUCUAAUAGUUGCCGUAAUAAAAAAAGCUAUUGUUCUUAGGUUGUGCGGUAUCUAGUUGGAGACCAAUCCGGCAUCGAACUUGGCGACUUAUUUUUCUUCCAAUAAAAAUCUUGAUUGUAUGUACGUUCAUAGUUGUUUUAUGAAAAAACUCAUCUUGAAAUAUUAUGUGUGUAUAUUUUUAUAAAAUAAGGAUUUAGAAUAUGUAAAUAUGUCUAAUAACCUUUAUAGAAUGUAAUUCGGUGUUUGUAAAUGAGGAACAACUAGUGGUUAAGCUUACUAUUAAUAUAUUCAUGUGAGUCAGUUUUCAUUGCAUAGAACAAAGAAUAGAUAACAUUUGAAAUUGUUUUUUUUUUCGUCACAGUACGUUGUACUUAGUUUUAAGUUACUUAAUGUUUCGAUUGGUUUUA
Messenger RNA from Leptidea sinapis, 4133 nucleotides. Its product is annotated as acid sphingomyelinase-like phosphodiesterase 3a. Bases 251 to 1606 code for a protein of 451 amino acids. The transcript is spliced from 10 exons. NCBI's taxonomy places the organism in Eukaryota, Metazoa, Arthropoda, Insecta, Lepidoptera, Pieridae. Gene Ontology annotation, molecular function: hydrolase activity. The record is from RefSeq and is a predicted model, not a curated record.